GAGAGGCGAAUAGCGUGGCCGAGAUGGGAACCGUGUUCCGUUUCGCGAUCGAGGAGGGCAGAAUAAUCGAGAACGAGAUACUGUUGGAGGACGGCGAAUUCGUGGUUAGGUCGAACGUGUUCGUGACCAAGGUCGUACCGACGAAACGGCAGAGCGUCGCCGCGAGGGAACCGAUGUCCAGUUGGCGGUUUCGCGUGAUCGAUCUCGCUCGACUGACCGAGAUCUUCCAGAGAGUCGCGCCCUACGGAACCGUGUCGGAGCGCGCGUUCGUCUACAUUCUGCAGGACCUGGUCGGCCACGGCCGCGAGGAAGGAGAAUCGAUGCUGCUUCCUUGCUCGUGGUAUCAGCUUCGAGGCAGCCAAGUUUCCGAGUUGGUCCAUUGCCUGUUCGGCGACGUCGAUCACAUCGAUUGGCGACAAUUGAUCGUUUACGCGAUGGAACUUCCUUGGCCGAGCCAGCAAGAUCUGUUGAUCGCCAGAGAUCGGUUCCGUGCUCAGGAUCCCGAGUCGAGGGAAACGGUGACUCGCGCUCAGUAUCAUCGGACGGCUCUGUGGUUUCUGGACCGCGCGCUAACGGACACCGAGCAUCACCACGACCUUCUUCAGGACGAUUUCCAAUGGACCGUCGAUCGGCCGGACGAGGAGGAGCCGUAUCGUUCGUGUCGGGACGACGGCGAUUCGAUGAUCUCGAAGCUCGGGAAGGGCUCGGGUUACGACGCGAGAUUGCCGUCCAUCUUCGAGGACGAAAUGUUCAGGCGAACGUUCGCCAAAGAGCUGCUCUGUCGCAUGUACGCGGUCGAUCGACGCACGAUCAACUACACCGCGUUGUUGUUGGUCUUUUGCAAAGACGACGAUCCCAGAGAAGGUUUCGGGAAGGCGGUCACGCUGGCGCUGGGAAACAGAGUGUGCACCGACGAGGAGGAAGGCGAGAGAUACGUUCAAGAAAUUUACGAGCGGAAGCGUCUCGGUCUGUCUUGGCAAACGGUCUCCCGUAGCGAAGCACUCGAGGUGGCGAGACGGAUUCUCGAUCGAUUGGUCGAUCGAGCGACGACGUCGCUCUCGGAGAACGAAUCGGAGGACGAAUCGGCAAAGGUAUCUCGCGCAUCGCUCGCGUCCUCGUACUUUUCGAACAUCGAGUUCGAGGGCGAAGCGAUCUCGUUCGUCGAAUCGUCGACGAGCGCCGAACGGGACAAGGAAGCGAUCGUUUACUGGCUUUCCCUGGACCUUUGCCUCACGGUGCUGGCCGCGACCCUCCCCUGGCACGCGUUGCGACCGGAGAUCUUCGGAAACCAUAGCAAUCUUCGCGAUCGCUUGUCCGCCGUGUACGAGGAGUUGAGAGACGAACACUUGAACGAGCGGAAGAACGUCGCGUUGGCGCAUCGACUGUUGAAUCACGAGUUUAUGAAGCGCUUGUUGAACAGCGUCAGCAAUUUCACCGUCAAGAAUAUCGGGGACACGGUUAAAAAAAUCUUGCGAGCCGGCGAACGAACGUAACGUUCGAUCGAUCGACCGACCGACCGACCGAUUCGACGCUAGUAGAGAGAGGAGCGUUGAAAGGAAUAUAUUUCAGGAUAUAAGAGUUUCAAUAGCCUUUAUUGUUUCGAUACAUCGCCGACGCGUGACUCGUGAAAAAUUCUAACGUUCCGGGUAAAUUGCGAAGAUACCUCGGUUCGCGUUUUCUUUUCUUUUUUUUUUCUUUAUUUUCGCCUUUCACGUUCGCUCUAGACGAAAA
Molecule: messenger RNA, 1731 nt
Organism: Megachile rotundata (alfalfa leafcutting bee)
Lineage: Eukaryota; Metazoa; Arthropoda; Insecta; Hymenoptera; Megachilidae
Product: sperm flagellar protein 2
Source: RefSeq, a predicted model, not a curated record